Messenger RNA from Chlorocebus sabaeus (green monkey), 2108 nucleotides. RefSeq names its product F-box protein 39 (gene FBXO39). The record is from RefSeq and is a predicted model, not a curated record. Lineage: Eukaryota; Metazoa; Chordata; Mammalia; Primates; Cercopithecidae. Gene Ontology annotation, molecular function: protein binding. Gene Ontology annotation, biological process: SCF-dependent proteasomal ubiquitin-dependent protein catabolic process. Gene Ontology annotation, cellular component: SCF ubiquitin ligase complex.
UUUGCACAUGUUGUUCCCUCUGCCCAGAAUGCAUCAGUUCCUCCACCACUACCACUAGGCCCACCUGAUCUGCCUCACAAAUCCUACUCAUCCUUCAAAACCCAACUCAGACGUCACCUCCUCUGAGCAGCCCUCUCUACUUCCAAACACUGUAUUUAGCCAAACAGAGUAAGUCACCCUCCAUGUGUGCUACCCCGCACUAGAGUCUGCCUGAACCUUCCCACUCUCUCACAGGGUUAUAAUUGAGUACUGGUCUGUAUCCCUGGAUAGACUGUGAAAUCCUUGCAGGUGUGGACUGUCUCAUGAAUGUAUCAUUGAACCACCCACACCUAGCACAGUGCCUAAUGCACUUGGGACCACAGGGAAAGCUGGUUCAUUUGAGUUUCGUCUCUGUUUGACAGAUAAUGGCUCUUCUUUUUUACUCCCCACAGAAAGCAAGUGAUUGCUUUCCUUUCCUCAUUUUUGGAAGCCCUGCCUAACACACAGCUGCACUCUACAUCCCAGUUCCUGGAUGGAUGAAGAAAGUGAACUGAUCCAGCCCCAAGACCAGAGCUGCUGGGCCACUCUGCCCGAUGUGUGUCUGUGCCGUGUUUUCUGGUGGCUAGGAGACAGGGACAGGUCCAGGGCUGCUCUUGUCUGCAGAAAGUGGAACCAGAUGAUGUAUUCUGCUGACCUCUGGCGGUACAGGACCAUCACCUUCAGCGGGAGACCUUCCAGGGUACAUGCAUCUGAAGUUGAGUCAGCUCUUUGGUAUGUUAAGAAGUUUGGUCGUUAUCUGGAGCGCCUGGAGGUCAAAUUCCUGAAUCCUUACAAUGCUGUCUUGACCAAGAAGUUCCAGGUCACCAUGCGGGGCCUCCUGUCUUGUCUGAGUAAGAGCAACAACCGUCUGAAAUCUCUUUCCAUCCAACACCUGGAGCUGGACCGCCUGGUGUGGAGGAACAGCAUCAGGAGCUCAUUCAUCAGGAGCUUGAGCUUCUUCUUAAAGAAGAUGGGCAAACACCUGGAUUACCUCAACCUAAAAGGGGCCAGGCUGACCGUGGAGCAAGGCUGCCACAUUCUCGACUCCCUCAGCCACCUGAGGAAUGAGAAUGUGAUCUCAGAACUCAACAUCGAGGACUACUUCAGUCAUCACCUUGCUGUCUACAGCAGCCCCCAGUUCAAAAAGACCAUGUCCACAUUCCACAAUCUUGUGUCCCUGAACCUCAACUACAACUGUAUCUCCGACGAGCUGCUUGAGAACUUGUGUGAGAACGCCAGCACCCUCUGGACCAUAAACAUCAAAUGCCACAUUCAUGACCCCCACGGACAGGUCAUCUGGGGUAUGUCCUGGGCCAAGCUGGCCAGGCAGGCCACCAAUCUGAAGGUGAACUUCUACUUUGAACGGAUCAUGAAGUACGAACGCUUGGCCCGAAUCCUCUUGCAGGAGAUCCCAGUCAGGAGCAUCAGUCUGAGAAGCUGCUAUUUCAGUGACCCAGACUGGUCCAUGAGACCCACUCUGAUAGAUCUCCUGCCCACCUUCCGGCACACUCUGCAGAAAUUAACUUUUGAAUUCAACAACAACCACGAGUCACUCGACGAGGAGCUGCACCUCCUCAUCGUAUCCUGCAGGAAGUUGUUUUACUUCAAAAUCUGGGCUUUCCUUGAUGUUAGGUUUGUGGAGCGGAUCCUGAAGAGUCAGAAAGAACGGCAGUGUGCCCUGCGCACACUCAAGGUAAGCGGCCCCCAGGCUGGUUCCAGGAGGUGGAGUGGGGGCAUCCGGGAAUGGUACUUCCGCUCUGGAAGGAAGGGCAGAGAUAAGGCAGUGAACAGAAUCAUCUGUUCAUUGGAAAUCAGCAGUUUCACAGAAGGGAAUUUGGAGCUCUUUUUUCUAGCAGUUGGGUUUGGUCUUUUCCUGAUUCUGCCAACAUUCCUGAUUCAACAACUGUAUGUGUAGAUCAUUUAAGUUGUUGUCAAGCCCUGAAAAGUGUAGUCACAAUGUGUCUGUGUGUGUGUGUGUGCAUGCUCAUAUGUGGAUGUAUUUCUCUGUUGGCACAGGUGAGAAUUUAUACAAACAGAUAUGAAACGAAUGAAGAGGACAGGACCCUGCGGGAAAUUUACAGGAAGUAUAG